Messenger RNA from Zootermopsis nevadensis, 2412 nucleotides. Its product is annotated as BRCA1-associated protein. Gene Ontology annotation, cellular component: cytoplasm. Gene Ontology annotation, molecular function: nucleic acid binding; zinc ion binding; ubiquitin protein ligase activity. The record is from RefSeq and is a predicted model, not a curated record. Gene Ontology annotation, biological process: protein ubiquitination; Ras protein signal transduction. Lineage: Eukaryota; Metazoa; Arthropoda; Insecta; Blattodea; Termopsidae.
UUCGAGAGCGACAUUCGAGAGUUUGACUCGCACGAGGAAAAGCACUCUGCGAUCCGAAUUUCAUCUGUCACCAGUUGUAAUAUCAAUGACAUUUUACGUGCUGUGGAUGUGUGAGUUGAAGAAUUUGCAGACAGUUGAUUGUGCUACUUAGAAACGAUAGAAGCUUUGUGUUUUGACAUUUUUUUAGGUGAUGUCCGUAGCUGUAUCUUUAUGCGUAUUUCGAAUUGAAUUAAGUGAUGUUUGUACUAUAGAAGCUGAUAAACAAACAGUGCCGUGUGGAGCCAUGGCAGCGGAAAGUGACAAACGUCGAUUCGCACGGGGACGACGUGAAAUGCGUGAUAUUACAAUUGAAACCUACUCUAGUGUUACUGGGGAGGCAAGACCUAGUGGACUAAUUCCUGGUUCAGAUAGCAGAGUUUCGUCAGCUUUGCCUCUUACUGCUGCUGAAGGAGAUCUAAAACCACGGCGAUCAUGUGAGCCUGACUGUAAAGCCAGGGAGCAGAUAAAUUUCAUUUCUGGAAACCCCUUUGUGGAAGUUACUAAGGGUAUUCUUCAUCUAUACAAAGAGGACGACCUAACACCAAUGGACAGAGCAGCCCAAAGAAGCCAGACUGUGUGUAUCUUGGCAGUUCCAGCAACUAUGACUUGUCACGACCUUCUUACUUUCACUGCUGCAUGCCACGGUGACAUACAGCACCUUCGUAUCAUCAGGGAUGGGUCGCCAAACCGUUACAUGGCUUUGCUCACAUUCCGCAGUCAGCAAUCAGCAUCUGAGUUCUAUUCCACUUUCAAUGGGGCUCCUUAUAACUCCCUUGAACCAGAUUGCUGCUGCCAUCUGGUAUUUGUGUCGCAUGUGGAACUUCUUCGUGAAGGAGAGGGAGGAUCAGUUGCCCCGCUGGCUCAUACAGAACUUCCUACAUGUCCUGUGUGUUUGGAACGCAUGGACGAGUCUGUCGAUGGGAUUUUGACUAUCUUGUGUAAUCACUCAUUCCAUAGCAGCUGUCUCGCAAAGUGGGGAGAUAUAAGUUGUCCGGUGUGUCGUUAUAUCCAAACUCCAGAAGUGGUUGCUGAUAACCGCUGUUUUGAAUGCCAUUCUGCUGAUUCACUGUGGAUUUGCCUCAUAUGUGGACACGUUGGCUGUGGCCGUUACGUGCAAGGCCACGCAUAUGAGCAUUACCAUGAGACACAGCAUUGUUACUCAAUGCAGUUGGGGAAUAAUCGUGUCUGGGAUUAUGUUGGAGAUAACUUCGUACACCGCUUGCUUCAGAACAAAGGAGAUGGAAAACUUGUUGAAGGCAGCCCUCCAGGAAAACAGCAGUGUGAUGAAGAGAAAAUGGACUCUGUACAGCUGGAGUUCACAUACCUACUGACAUCUCAGUUGGACUCUCAAAGAUUGUAUUUUGAGGACAAGCUGCUGAAAGUGGAGCAGCAAACACUUGUUGAGGUGGCAGAAUUACAAGAGAAAGUGAGUAAAGCAGUGGAAGAAAACCAGAAAUUGCAGGGAAAACUUCUGCUCCUUUCCCGUGAAAAACAAGCUACAGAUAAAAAGUUGCAGCAAGUUAUUGGAAAGUUAGCCACGACCCAAUCAGAGUUACAGGAUGAACGUCAGAUGAAUCAUGCUCUACAGCAAAACCAGUCAGCAUGGCAGGCUAAGUUUCAGGCCUUAGAGAAACAGUUUAAUGAGUAUAAAAUUGCCAAAGAUGAGGAAUUGGCUGAUGUUAGAGAGCAACUCAGAGAUGUUAUGUUCUAUUUGGAGGCCCAGAAGCAAAUAUCUGAAUCUGCUGAUAGGGAUGAGAUUGCGGAAGGCCGCAUUGUAAUUGGUGAAUCAGCGCAGCCAUCUUCCAAUGCCACAGCAAGUGGAAAAAAGGAUCGCAGAAGAAGACAUCGCUAAACUACCAAAACAGUAACUAUGAAUCAUCAAAAUCCCUUGCUCAUUGAAUCUGUGUAUAUACUAACAAGAAAGAAUGUGACGCAAGUGACCAACAUAGUAUCAUAAAUUUGGAAACAUUUUAGGAAAAUAUAUUUGUUUCCAAAUGAACUCUUUUGUUGGAUCAUGACUUGUAAAGAAUCCUGAAGCAUAAUAAUGUGAAUGUUCUCUAUUUAUGCAAAUAUAAGCUGCACAUGGCUUUCAAGAAGAAAAUCUAAUUUGUAAGUCACAUAAAUGUUUGUAAAUUAGUUUUCCCUCAAGUACCAGUUAGAUUUAAUUUUCUUUUAAGUUUAAAAAAAACAUUGGUUGUAGUGAUUAUGACAACCAACCACACCACUUGCCAGUCUUAUAAAAAUGCAAUUUUUCUUGGAGUAGUCACAUAAUUGUGCAGGUGAUGACACGAAAGACCAAAAGGGGAGAGAGAUUGUGCACCAUAUUCCAGUGUUAUUUAUCAGAAUAAAAUUGGUUGUUUUGUCAAAAUUAUA